Drosophila gunungcola (fruit fly) is the source of this 3012-nucleotide messenger RNA. Its product is annotated as ATP-binding cassette sub-family G member 1. The record is from RefSeq and is a predicted model, not a curated record. The transcript is spliced from 7 exons. Gene Ontology annotation, cellular component: plasma membrane. The coding region runs from base 285 to 2381 and encodes 698 amino acids. Lineage: Eukaryota; Metazoa; Arthropoda; Insecta; Diptera; Drosophilidae. Gene Ontology annotation, molecular function: ATP binding; ABC-type transporter activity; ATP hydrolysis activity.
CAAUUGUUUAGUUCAUUUGCGAUCGCAGCGCGAGAGAGUCAAGUCCUAACAUUCGAGAAGCGGGAGUUCCGUUUCGAGCAGACGGGUGGAAAAUUUUUCUCACCGGGCCACACGGUGGUGGAAUCGAGAACGUGAACGCAAACGUAAAACCCUAACGGAAGCGAAGGGCAGCAGGGGCUACAGUAUUGCCGUCAGUGCAAAGUUACAAAGAAUACACACAACACAGCGCACAGUUCAGUGGUUGCAUUUUGCUUUUUACCCCUACUGUUUGACUGAUUGACAAGAUGACUAAAAACGAUAAUGCAAAUCUGCUCAACGACAAUAGGCUGGGCACCGCCGGAGCGGGUCAGCCAAAGGCCCAGAUAGUGCCCGCCCAGCCGAAGACCCUGCAGCACCUGCCCAAGCGGCCGGCGGUGGACCUGGCCUUCCACAACCUGACAUACCGCGUCAAGGAAGGAAAUCGGAGCAAUGCCAAGACCAUUCUGAAGGGUGUGAGUGGACGCCUUCGGUCGGGAGAGCUCACCGCCAUCAUGGGACCAUCGGGUGCUGGCAAGAGUACGCUGCUCAACAUUUUGUCCGGCUACAAAACCUCGAGCAUCGAAGGCAGCGUCACCAUGAACGGUGCGGAGCGCAACCUCAGUGCUUUCCGCAAGCUGUCCGCCUACAUCAUGCAGGACAAUCAGCUGCAUGGAAACCUCACAGUCCAGGAAGCGAUGACUGUGGCGACGAACCUGAAACUUAGCAAAAAGUUCUCAAAGCCCGAGAAGCAUUCAAUGAUUGAUGACAUCUUGCUUACUCUAAGCCUAAGCGAGCACCGGUACACGAUGACUCGCAAUCUGUCCGGCGGCCAAAAGAAGCGCCUCUCAAUCGCCCUGGAGCUGGUCAGCAACCCGCCCAUUAUGUUCUUUGAUGAACCCACGUCCGGCCUGGACAGCUCAACCUGCUUUCAGUGCAUCCAUCUUUUGAAGAUGCUGGCCGCCGGCGGACGCACAGUCAUCUGCACCAUUCAUCAGCCUUCCGCUCGCCUUUUCGAGAUGUUCGACCAGCUUUACACCCUGGCAGAUGGUCAGUGCGUCUACCAGGGCAGCACCAAACAACUGGUACCCUUCCUGUCCACGCUGAACCUUGAGUGUCCAAGCUACCACAACCCGGCGAGCUACGUGAUCGAGGUGUCCUGCGGGGAGCACGGCGACCAUACGCGCAAACUGGUCGACGCCAUCGACAACGGCAAGCGGGACAUCCGAUCGUCGGCGGACUACGCCGGCCUAAAGGCUCGCAACGAUCUAGUAAAGGUCCAGAACUUGAGGGCCGUUCUGGACAAGAACGACGCUUCGAACGUCAGCGGCAGCAAGUACGAGGAUAACCUCACCCUGAACAACGGCUUGCUCAACGGCAUGGUGAACGAUAUUGUGAAGGAGGGCAACGCAAGCACCGCCUUGGUCACAACCAACGAAAAGGGAGAUGCCAUGAUCGACGUAGAGAAGUCCGCCAACUGCACAACGGCCUUGCUAACGGAGGAGAUCACAUCGCCGGAGCGGUACCCGACAUCUCAGUUUCACCAGUUCUGGGUGGUUCUUAAGCGAACUCUGCUCUUCAGCUACCGCGAUUGGACACUUAUGUAUCUUCGAUUGUUUGCUCAUCUCUUGGUUGGAUUCCUGAUUGGCGCCCUCUACUACGACAUCGGCAAUGAUGGAGCUAAAGUUCUAAGCAACCUGGGAUUCUUGUUCUUUAACAUGCUCUUCCUUAUGUAUACGUCUAUGACCAUUACGAUCCUGUCAUUCCCGCUCGAGAUGCCCGUUUUGUUAAAAGAAAACUUUAAUCGCUGGUAUUCGUUAAAGUCUUACUAUCUGGCUAUAUCAGUGGCAGAUCUACCGUUUCAAGCAAUUUUCUGCGUCAUCUACGUGUCGAUCGUAUAUUACUUCACAUCACAGCCCUGGGAGCUCUUCCGCUUCUCCAUGUUCUUGUCGGCAUGCCUGCUCAUCUCAUUCGUGGCCCAGUCCGUGGGUCUGGUGGUUGGUGCCGCCAUGAACGUGCAGAACGGUGUCUUCUUGGCCCCGGUCAUGUCCGUGCCCUUUCUUUUGUUCUCUGGCUUCUUUGUGUCCUUUGACGCCAUACCAGUGUAUCUACGGUGGAUCACUUAUCUGUCGUACAUCCGAUACGGUUUCGAGGGCACUGCUCUGGCAACCUACGGGUACGGACGUGAAAAGCUGAGGUGCUUCCAGACCUACUGCCACUUCAAAUCUCCCACUACGACGCUGGAAGAACUGGACAUGGUAAACGCCAACUUUACCUUAGACAUUGUGGCUCUAAUUGUGAUCUUCGUGGUGCUGCGCAUCUCGGCGUACCUGUUCUUGCGCUGGAAGCUAAAAACUGUGCGAUAGGCACAUUAACGCUAUUGGUUGUUUUCGGUUAUAAAAGCUUUUUAUGUACCUACUAUUUAGUUUUCAAAGCGUCUUGGGUUCUUAUUCAAAUAUCUUUGUAAAAUUUAUUUUUGCCUAGUUUUUAGUCGUUUAGUUGCAAAAAUUACGUUUAGGUGAUAAAAACAUAAAUAGUUUUCACACCUCACGUAAGCUUGGUUUCAGCCGCCGAUGAAGCAAAAUGUACAACAAGUGAUCAAAUCAAACGACAGGAAGCACGACAUCUUUGAUGUAAGAAACGAAUAGGAAAAUAAGUUAUUAACAUCAAUACCCAUUUUAUUUGCCAAAAAAAGUUAUAUUUAAAUACAUUUUCAGAUUUACCUAUUGUAAAUGUUUGUAAAUGUCUGUCAAUAUAAACCUUUAAACACAAAUUGUGUCCCUAAACAAAAUUAGAAAAAAAAGGAAAUCCUUGUAAAAUACACAUGUUUGAAUUCAAGGAACUAUAAGCCCGUUUGUAAUAAUUUUACACUAACUUUUUAAUACAGGUUUACAACAAAUUCAAAUGGUAUUUAAGUGUCUGCAACAUAUACAUAUUUUAUAAAUUUGUAUUUAUAAAUAGUGCAUUCUUGGAGAAAAUAAAAACUUAUACACAAAA